Propithecus coquereli (Coquerel's sifaka) is the source of this 1284-nucleotide messenger RNA. RefSeq names its product V-set and immunoglobulin domain containing 1 (gene VSIG1). The record is from RefSeq and is a predicted model, not a curated record. Gene Ontology annotation, cellular component: plasma membrane. NCBI's taxonomy places the organism in Eukaryota, Metazoa, Chordata, Mammalia, Primates, Indriidae. Gene Ontology annotation, biological process: epithelial cell morphogenesis; maintenance of gastrointestinal epithelium. The transcript has 8 exons. Bases 1 to 1284 code for a protein of 427 amino acids.
AUGGUGUUCGCAUUUUGGAAGGUCUUUCUCAUCCUAAACUGCCUUUCAGGUCAGGUUAGUAUGGUGCAAGUGACCAUCCCAGACAGUUUCGUGAAUGUGACUGUUGGAUCUGAUGUCACUCUCCUCUGCCUCUACACCACCACUGUGGCCUCCCUGGACAAGCUUUCCAUCCAGUGGACUUUAUCCCAUGAGGAGGAGUUGGAGCCAAUUUCCCACAGCCCGUGCCUCAAUACUGAGGGUAUGGAGGAAAAGGCAGUCAGUCAGUGUCUAAAAAUGGCUCAUGCAAGAGACGCCCGGGGAAGAUGUAGCUGGACCUCUCAGGUCUACUAUUCUGAAGGUGGACAAGGUACAGCCAUUGGGCGAUUUAAAGAUCGCGUUGUAGGGUCCAACACUCCAGGUAAUGCGUCUAUCACUAUUUCGCAUGUGCAGCCAGCAGAUAGUGGAGUUUACAUCUGUGAUGUUAACAACCCCCCAGACUUUGUCGGCAAAAACCAAGGCACCCUCAACGUCAACGUGUUAGUCAAACCUUCUAAGCCCUUUUGUAGCAUUCAAGGAAGACCAGAAAUCGGCCAUACCAUCUCUCUCUCCUGCCUCUCUGCAUUUGGAACACCUUCCCCUGUGUACUACUGGUAUAAACGUGAAGGAAGCAACAUCAUACCAGUGAAAGCAAACCCAACCACCGGGACUUUGGUUAUUGGAAAUCUGACAAAUUUUGAACAAGGUUAUUACCAGUGUACUGCUACCAACAGCCUUGGCAACAGUUCCUGUGAAAUCGAUCUAACUUCUUCACAUCUAGAAGUUGUAAUCAUCAUCGUGGCCUUGGUAGGUUCCCUGGUAGGUGCUGCCAUCAUCACCUCUAUUGUGUGCUUCGCAAGGAACAAGGCAAAGGCAAAAGAAAGGAAGAGAAAUUCUAAGACCAUCACGGAACUUGAACCAAUGACAAAGAAAGGUGCAGAGAGUGAAACAAUGCCAACAGAAGACGCCGUCCAACUAGAAGCAACUUUACCAUCUUCCACUCAUGACACUGCCACCAUUCGGGAGCCAGACCACGAGCCUAUCCAACAUCCAGGGCCUCCCCCAGAGCCUACCACAGAGCCUGCCCAAGGACCAGAGCCUAGUCCUAUACCUGAGAUUAUGAUCCAGCUGGAGCCAGAGGUGCAGCUGGAGCUGGAGCUGGAAUUGUUUCCAGAGCCAGAGCCAGAGCCAGAGCCAGAGCCAGAGCCAGAGCCUGGGGUCGUAGUUGAGCCUCUUUGUGAUGAGGAGAAGGGAGUGGUUAAGGCGUAA